GGCGCUUGCCUACUAGCUCUGCACAUGCGCAUUUUGACAUUGGCUCCGCGCAUGGGUAGUACACACAGGACUUCUCGUGCUUCGUCUUUGCACCGCUCCGGCGUCACCCUGGUAGAAAAAAGAGAAAAGCCGCCUGGACGAGCGCGAGAGGACCGCUGCGGGAGCCGCGGAGGAAGGGCCAUAAGGUCAGGUUCUGAGAUGGGAUACAUAUCCCAUUGGGGAAAGAAGGCGCAGAAGGAAGAACCAAUAGCUGGCUGAAGGCAACUCCUUGUGACAAGGGAGAGAGCCCAACCUCCCGACAGUCCCCGUCCCCUUCCCCCACACCAACCAUGUCGGCAGUAAGCUCAGCCGCCGAGUCCCUGCCCCCAGGGGUUAACCCGCCACCUCCCGAGGUCUCAAACCCCAACAAGCCUGGUAGGAAGACGAACCAGCUACAGUACAUGCAGAACGUGGUGGUGAAGACCCUGUGGAGACACCAGUUCGCUUGGCCCUUCUACCAGCCUGUCGAUGCAGUCAAGUUGUGCCUUCCUGAUUACCAUAAAAUAAUUAAGAACCCAAUGGAUAUGGGAACUAUCAAAAAGCGACUGGAGAACAACUACUACUGGAGUGCCAGUGAGUGCAUGCAGGAUUUCAACACCAUGUUCACCAACUGCUACAUCUAUAACAAGCAAACGGAUGACAUUGUCCUCAUGGCUCAAGCUCUGGAGAAGAUCCUCUUGCAGAAAGUGGCCCAGAUGCCGCAGGAGGAGGUGGAGCUCCUGCCACCUGCCUCUAAAAGCAAGGGGCGCAAAUCAGGGGCUCCCCCAAGCUCAGGUGGUGAGCAGUCCCCCGCCAUGUCUGCAGCCUCCCCUCCAUCGACACUCCCCAGCACGCAGCCGCCGGUGUCCUCCCAAACCCCUGUGAUCGCCAGCACUCCCGUGCCCACAAUCACCCCUGCAGCCCCAACAGUGCAGGCACCAGCACCCCCCGCAAUGACCAUGUUGCCCACUGUUCCACCAGCACCGCCCGUUGUAAAGAAGAAGGGGGUAAAGCGGAAAGCAGACACGACGACUCCCACCACCACCGCCAUCACGGCGAGCCGCGGCGAGUCCCCAACCCCGCCGGAGACCAAGGAGGGCAAAGUGCAGUCACGGCGGGAGAGCACCGGCCGCCCUAUUAAACCCCCCAGGAAAGACCUGGAGGAUGGGGACCUGGCGCAGCACGGGGGGAAGAGAGGCAGGCUCAGCGAGCAUCUCAAAUACUGCGACAGCAUCCUAAAAGAGAUGCUCUCCAAGAAGCACGCAGCCUAUGCUUGGCCCUUCUACAAGCCCGUGGAUGCAGAGGCUUUGGAGCUUCAUGACUACCAUGAAAUCAUCAAGCACCCUAUGGAUCUCAGUACGGUCAAAAAAAAGAUGGAUGGCCGCGAGUACCCGGACGCGCAGAGCUUCGCAGCGGACGUCCGGUUGAUGUUCUCCAACUGCUACAAGUACAACCCUCCCGAUCAUGAGGUUGUGGCGAUGGCUAGAAAACUGCAGGACGUGUUCGAGAUGCGAUUUGCCAAGAUGCCCGAUGAGCCAGCUGAGCUGAGCCCGUCGUCGGCGGCACCCGCGGGCGGAGUGGUGAGCAAGAGCACAGAGAGCGGCGAGAGCAGCGGCGGCAGCUCCAGCUCGGACAGCUCUGACUCAGAGGAGGAACGGGCCACGCGGCUCGCCGAGCUGCAGGAGCAGCGUGUCUCUGCGGAGCGCCCCGCUUGUAACGGUCCUCAGCUCAAGGCUGUUCACGAACAGCUGGCCGCUUUGUCUCAGGCCCCGGUGAGCAAACCGAAGAAGAAGAAGGAGAAGGACAAGAAAAAGAAAGACAAGGAGAAGGAGAAGCACAGCAAGGCAAAGCCUGAGGACGAUAAGAAGGCCAAAUCUGCACAGCCGUCCAAACCGAGUCAGCAAAGGAAGGCCCCGACCCGCAAAGCCAACAGCACGGUUCCGGGCACCAGGCAGGCAAAGAAGGGUAGCAAGGGAGCGCUCGGCGAGUCGGAUCGCGAGGAGGACGCGCUGCCCAUGACGUAUGACGAGAAGCGGCAGCUGAGCCUGGACAUCAACCGGCUGCCCGGCGAGAAGCUGGGCCGCGUCGUGCACAUCAUCCAGUCGCGGGAGCCCUCGCUGCGCGACUCCAACCCGGACGAGAUCGAGAUCGACUUUGAGACGCUCAAGCCGUCCACGCUGCGCGAGCUCGAGCGCUAUGUUAAGUCCUGUCUGCAGAAGAAGCAGCGAAAACCUUCACAGAAGAGUGGCUCCGGAGCGGCAGGGGGCACCUCACGGCUCAGCGGUAGCAGCAGCAGCUCCUCAGAUUCGGGCAGCAGCAGUUCCAGUGGCUCCAGCUCGGACAGCAGCGACUCUGACUGAGGGCCGCCAGUUGUUACCGUGGUCCACCCCCUACCCCUCCCUUCAGUUACUUUCCUCUUUAGUCCUUUAUUUUUUUAAGAAAACACAAACUACGCUGCUGUGGUUAUUGACUUUUCAAAGACCUUUAAAUAACUACAGUGAACAAAGAACAAAAGAACUGCCCCCCCCGGCAGAUAAAAAUAGCUCCUCGGAGAUCAAGAUUUUUCAUUUUUUUAAAGGGACGUGUGCGAACGUGGAGCAAAGCAUCUUAAAGGCCUCGUGCCCUCACGUGUCGGUCAGAAGCGGUCUCGAACCCAGCAUCGCCUUCUGUUCGACUCCGAGAAGCUCGGAAGAUGGCUUCGACGAGGGGGCGGAGCCACGGCUGCAGCAGCCGCCUUGUCCUCGGCCGAGGAGCAGACUGGCCUCUCAGACGUGGGAGCUGUAUAAAAGAGGCCCCUUUGAACAGUUCGCUGCCUGUAACAUGAGCUCUGCACCCACGCCAUGUUCCAUAAACAUCUGCCUGUGUCUGUGUGUAAUUAUGUAUGAUUAUAUAAUACAUAUUU
This is a messenger RNA of Scleropages formosus (Asian bonytongue), 2920 nucleotides long. RefSeq names its product bromodomain-containing protein 3-like. Gene Ontology annotation, cellular component: chromatin; nucleus. Gene Ontology annotation, biological process: regulation of DNA-templated transcription; chromatin remodeling. The transcript has 12 exons. Bases 330 to 2378 code for a protein of 682 amino acids. The record is from RefSeq and is a predicted model, not a curated record. NCBI's taxonomy places the organism in Eukaryota, Metazoa, Chordata, Actinopteri, Osteoglossiformes, Osteoglossidae.